Molecule: messenger RNA, 1321 nt
Organism: Falco peregrinus (peregrine falcon)
Lineage: Eukaryota; Metazoa; Chordata; Aves; Falconiformes; Falconidae
Gene: HAUS2
Product: HAUS augmin like complex subunit 2
Exons: 6
Coding region: 84-905 (273 amino acids)
Biological process (GO): microtubule nucleation; spindle assembly; centrosome cycle
Cellular component (GO): HAUS complex; centrosome; mitotic spindle microtubule
Source: RefSeq, a predicted model, not a curated record
UUCGAGCACCGACGCUCCGACCGCACUUAGGGGCUGCCCCGGAACCGGACGCCGGUCGCUCCCCCUGGCCCGUCACACCCAACAUGGCGGCCACCCGCAUAUGGCGGCCGCCGCACUCCGCCAGGGCCUCCGAGACGCUGGGCACGGCCGAGCACCGCCCCCUCGGCUCGGCGGCCGUGGCGGCGGGCCCCGUGCAGGGGACGCCCCGGGGGGCGCCGGAGUGGAUGCUGUGGCGAGGCAUGCCGAGCGACGCGGCGGCCGCCUGCCGCCCCUGGAAGGGCGAGCACCCCACGGCGGCGGCCGCCCUGCUGGCGCGGUGCCUGGCGGCGGGCGUCGUGAGCCAGGAGACAUUGGAUUUAACCUGUAGAAAAACCCCUUGCUUCGUGAAAUUAUCAGAGAUGGAAAAAAUGGCAGGCAUUCAAGCUGAAAUCAAUGAGGUACAGCCGGAGAAGAAACUGAAAAUUGAAAUUCUGCAGUUGGAGAAGGAGACAGCAGACAUUGCUCACCAUUUUUACUUAGGCAAAAAAUGUGAGAUUUUGCAAGAUAUGAACAGACACUUGGAAGCCGUACUGAAGAACAAGAAAUGUCUUAGGAAGAGGCUGAUAAAGCCCAAAUGUCAAGACAGCCUGCCUAUUGAGGCUACUUUCCACAAAUACAUAGUAGAGUUGUUGGCUGAGGCUGUGACUUUCAUUGAGAAGCUUGAAAGCCAUUUGCAGGCUUUAAGAAGCAUCCCUCGGAUACCGAACAUCAUGAGGGAUAUGAACACUGCCUGGACAAAAACAGAGCUGCUCGUGAUGGAGUUAGAGGAGCUGACAAAGCAAAUACUGAAAUGGAGAGAACUGCAAAAAGAAGUAUAUUCUGCCAGCAUCUGCAAUACUGCUGAAUUGGACUUUGGCUUAUCUUGAACCUGACAAAAAAUUUUCAUUAGAUGGGAUGGCUUUUCAAAGAACUACCUCCUUACAGUCUGUGAAACCCACAACAAAUUUGUGCUUUAAUCCAACAGGGCCUUUGUAGGUAGCUAUAUUUCUGUUCUUCUGUAACAGUUCUUCAAUGACUUUUUUUGGGGGAAAAAAAGGGGCGGGGGGGGGGGGGGCAAUGAACAGUAGCUCAUAGGAAGGCAGACUACCGAGAAGACUGUGGUGGAGUUCCUUUUUUAAAUAGUUGGACAGUACUCCCUUGGAGGCUAUUUCUUCAAUGGAAAUUUGUUUUGAUAUUUCUUAUGCAUUUGCUAUAGUGUCUGUAUUAGUUUUUAUAAAUGUCUUGAUGAUACGCUGUAUUUUGUAUGUCACUGUAAAACUUCAAUGAAAGCACUAGAUUUCAA